GUAUCGUUUGUGUCAAAUCUUUAAUUUAAAAAGAACCAGUGUUUAUGAGUACUAUAGUUGGUAAAGAAUAAUUUCCACCAGAAUAAAUUUAACAAUAUUCGAGGAUCAAAAUUAGAAACGAGAAAAGUUAUGAAAUGCCAUGAAGUGACGAAAUUGGAUUGAAUGUUUUUCCGAUAUGUUUACAGUCAGGUAAAAGUUCGUAUUCCACCCAGCGCAAAAAUACAUGAAAAUUGCAAGCUACGGUAUUUGAGACUAAUAGUUUGGCAAAAUAACCAGGAAGUGCCUAGACCACCAAAAAAGGGUUGACACAAAAAUAUAGCUAAAUUUUAAAGAUAUUCAAAGAAAAUUAAUACGAAUCUAAUCUUGACAAAUAACGUUUUAUAAUGAGAUGACAAUGAAGAGUUACAAAGAUCAUAUCAUCGUGUUGUUUGUACUCCAACUAUGGGCAGGUAUUGACGCCCAGACCACGAGCAUUGUGAAUAACUUAACAACGAUUCCAGAGGUGUCAAAUACAAACAACGCAACAACUAACGCGCCGCCAACAACAGCAGAAUUCAUACCCAGGGAAAUAACGGAUAUUACAUUGCCACCUCCAAGAAAUUUGCAAAGGAGAACUGCCACAACCACAACGCUGAUUUUAAGUUUUCUUCCUCCCGCUAAUUACCGGAAUGAUGCCAGAUAUUCACAUUUUCGCAUUGACUAUGAAAGUGACACUGAAAAACAAAAUAUUGAAGUCGAUAAAAACCUCGGAGGUUCUAGAAUCAUCGUGCCUGGAUUACAAAGCGGUGUUUUAUACAAAAUUAGCGUCCGCACUCAAGGAAAAGAUUCACUUGGAAAUUAUCUUUUGUCACCAGUAGCGCAAACCAUCAAGGCCAGGACCAUCCCCCCUCCUAUUUCAAAUUUAAGAAUCGUUUCUAUGAAAAAUCGACCAGAUGAAGUGUAUGUCGUUUGGGAUGGAUCUCCCACCCCCAUUAAUGGCCCAAAAUAUGAUAUUUUCACUUUAACGUACAGAAUUGUAGACAAACUCACAAGUACACAAGCUUUUAAAUAUCGAACUCGUCCUAUUGACAUUCCUCAUAAACAGGCUAGUGCAUUCAUUUCGUCAUCUGCAACAAAUGUUUCUCAGGCCGUGCGAAUAGAAUUAGGAGCAACAUACAGCUUUUCUGUUGUUACAAAAAGUUUGGGAGAAGAUCCAACGACAAGUUUGCCUUUGAAAAUACGGUAUGAGUUUAAGGUACCUGGCCCGGGUGAAGCAGAUGUAGUUAGAUACGACACAACAUCCAUACUUUUCGGUUGGGAAGAUAGUUAUGACAUCAAAGAUUCUGAUGUCAUCCUUUCAUACUCACCGUUCGGAAAAGAUGAUUCGAAAGAAAAAGUCAUAAAUAUUUCAAAUAAAGUACAAGAAUAUAACAUAACUGCUCUAGAACCAGGUGUGUUAUAUCUUAUUUCAAUAAAAUAUAUUCGAAAUAGCGUUCCGUUUGGAAAAGUAAGCGAAGCAACUGAUUUGUAUGCACGCACAGCUCCAUCCUUACCGAACGAAAUAUUCAUAGAUAAUAUCACAACGACACAAGUUUUUCUAAACUUCGAAUUUCUAAAUAUGAAUGCUUCUAACGUAGUUAUCAUUGAAUACGAGCUAAUUAGAUCAGAAAGACGUUCGUCACCAAUUUCCUACAAUCUUCAAGAAGCUACGAGUAUACAAAUCAUUGGUCUCGAACCCGGACAGCUUUACCGAAUCCACGUCACAGUUUCUACGCUAGAACCUGUAAGAACGACGUCUUCAACCAGUAUGCUGACUAGAACAGUGCCGAUGCCACCAAAGAGUUUCAGCGGAUACGGGAAACAAGGAAAAAUUUUACUCAAUUGGGAAAAGCCAGAUACAUUGGAAACGCCAACCUUCUGGAGGUAUGAAGUCGUCUACCACCCUGUCUCGGACUCGCUUAAUGUAAAUCGCAUUUCGGUGUGGAAUCGUGAUGGUGCUCAACAGAUGACACAUUCCUUAGACAACCUUGCUGCAGGGACGCUUUAUAAAAUACAAAUAUACUGCGAAGUUGGAGACAAUAGGGAAAACGAUCGAAAAGCUCGCAGUGUAUCAUCAAUCCCGCUUGUUCUCUAUACUCAACCACAAAAUCCUAUUCUUACAGACUUGGUUCAAGUAACUCUUUCUCAGGUCAAAGUACAAUGGGCUGCAGUGAAUGUGUCAGUUGCGAACAUGGACUACUAUUUACUUAAUUUAACUCGCAUAUAUAAAUCUAACAGUGCGAUAGAAUUUCAGCCAGAAUUUCUCUCCUACAAAAUCCACAAACAAGAAACUGAAAAAGUAUUGAAACUCAGCCUUGGGUCAACCUACCGUAUUGUGUUGACUACUGUAGUGGGCGAAGGAAAUUCAUGGAUGCAAAGUGUAGUAAAUGUAAGUAAUUCAAAAUUAUAUGAUACCUGGUCUCCGUACGACUCACAUCAAUUAUUUCCUCGGCUUGUAUGGAGAUUUUCGAACUGUCUACGACAAGGAAGAAUUGGACCUACUCAAGUAUAUUGCAAUAAUGCAUACAGAAAAACUUCCUUGGAUAAACUUACAACAGUAGAAUUCGGUAUCCAACACUGGAUGGCUCCAAUUCAAGGUCUCUAUCGUAUUACAGCAACAGGUGCAGGGUAUGAGGGGCCGGGAGGAAAGGGCGCUACGGUCUCGGGGCUUUUCCACCUGCUUGAGGGUGCAAAACUUAUGAUUGCCGUUGGACAACAGGGAGAAUACUUUGGUGACAUGACCCAAGGAGGGGCCGGAGGAAGUUUUGUUGUAGCAGGUGAUGGUACAAACGAGCCUAUAGUUAUUGCUGGUGGCGCCGGAAGCGCUUUUUGGGGAGCAUCGCCAUCUUCAUUAUCAGAUGGUAGACUGAACCACACUGCCGGAGACGCUUCAGCCACUGGACAAGGAUUUGGUAGUGGUGGUAAACAACAAACAUUGGGACCUGGACUACCGGGCGCAUCAAACACGGCCGGUGGAGCAGGUUUUCAUGGUAUUUCAAGAAGCCUUGUUAAUUUUGGAGACUCUGCUCUUCCUGCUGUAGGAUUUUUACCAUUUGGUAAUGAUAAAAGCGUCAACGACACAGAAAGGCAAUUAUAUCAAUCUCUUGCUGGUGGCAGAUACGAUAUAGCAGAUGGGAGAUAUUCUGAAGGAGGUUUUGGUGGUGGUGGAUCAGGCUAUAUUACUGCAUCAGGUGGAGGAGGGGGGUAUACUGGUGGUGGAGGGGGUUCUUCAAAUGGAUUUUCUGGUGGUGGAGGAAGCUACAUAAAAUUUUCAGGCGGAACACAGUAUGCGGAAAUUUUUAACGAUAAAGCUGGAAUGGUGGAAAUAACAUUUGUUGGCUUACCGGUUUCUUCGCCUAUUCCAGUUACUAUGUAUUUAAUAGUGGCGUUUUUUGUGGGAAUUGGAAUGACGUUGUGUUUUGGAAGUCUUUUAUGUUGGAUAGAUAAGUGUGGCAGGAAGCGCAAUUCUGAACCAGAGAAUAUGAGAGAAAAACCGGAAAUUCUUCAUUUACAUGAAACAACGGUACACGUCACCGACGCAUCUCCCAGCACCUCUGGACUCUACGUUAGAAACAUAAACGAUCAGGAAGAUUCAAAUUAUCGUAAAUACAGCGAAGUGGACUCAGAAAUGUAUGUGCCUAAUCUGAGAGUCGCCAUUCCUGACGCGCCACGACUUGCUGAAAGCGAAGAAAGUUGGGGUAGUCCAUUAAAACCAACUGAUUACGACCCCAAUGAAGACAGCGAGUUGGAUGAUGAAGAUAUUCAAACCGAAUCUUCUGCAUCGCCAGUUCCUUCAAUAAACACUGAUCUGGGAGAUAUAACACGAGAUAUCUACGCCUGGGAUAUUACUACUGUCGAUGAUGAAUCGGAACCCUCUGAAAGCGAGGAUGAAAGUCAGUUUUCCGAGCAAGAAACGACGGAUGAGGUUUCUUCACUUCCACCGCCACCCCCACCUCCUCCUCUUGAAGGCCUUCAUACCAGCGAACAGCAAGAAAAUUUUAGAAAUAGACUUCAAAUGUUCCAUCAGAUAGAGAACAAAAUGUCUUUCUGAUUUUAUUUGGAUUUUAAUUUCUGUCCGUGUUUUCGUACUUUUUUCGUAUCAAACAUUUGUAGAAAUGAAUUUUGGGAUAUGAGUUAACAAUGAGAAUUCUAUUUAUACUCACAAAUACAAGCACAACAUACUAUAUUCUCAAAACAAGUAUUUGUAAUAUUAACGACAUUAAUUAAUGAUGUUUAAUUUAAAGUAUAGAUAAAUUCUUAUUCCUUAUUAGUUGUUCAAAUAUUACGGUUGGUGCAACAAAGCAUAUCAUCAGAACCGCGUGGCCUGUCGUUUGAAAAUAAAAACGUCAUCCAAGGCUCAAUUUGUCAUUACCGUGUGUAAUAUUUGAAUGUAAAAUGCAAAGCCAAAUUUUA
Styela clava is the source of this 4431-nucleotide messenger RNA. RefSeq lists its product as uncharacterized. The record is from RefSeq and is a predicted model, not a curated record. NCBI's taxonomy places the organism in Eukaryota, Metazoa, Chordata, Ascidiacea, Stolidobranchia, Styelidae. Gene Ontology annotation, molecular function: protein binding.